GUGACAUUGGCCGCGCGACCUCGAAUGAAUGAAUACCUCACCACACCAGGCGAGAGAGAGAGAGAGAGAGGGAGCGAGAGAGAGUGAGAGAGGAGGCCCCAUCCUCCCUCGUCCUCCUCCUCGUCUCCUUCGUCGCUCUUUCCUCUUCGUGCGCGUUUCUCAUUGAUCUUCUUCCUUCCUCAUUUUACUUCUGAAAUUGACGUGUGCCGUUCCUAAGCUCGUUGACUCUCAUUAUUCACGUUAAUUGUUUGGAUUUGUUGCUUCCUCUUCAUUUUAUUUCAUUCUCCGAGCUUUUGAGAAGACACUCCUCUGCUUUUUAGCUACGCCCCAUCUUUUGCCUCGCUUUUGGUUCUGGAAUUCAUCACUAUCUGGAAAAGAACCGGGAAGGAGGAGUGGCUUCUGGCUGAAUCCAUCGUUGAAGAAUUUCAUUUGUGAAAGAAUGCUUCGGGCUUGACUGAUAGAAAUUUGAGCUGUGCCAUUGAUCGAUUGGAUAUUCGCUGCCGAUCGGGAUGGAGAAUUAUCACUCGUUUAAUCCGAAUUACAGACCCUAUUACCCUCCCCCUCCUGGGGCCUAUCCUGGAUAUCCGAUGCCGCCGGCGCCUCCGAACGCCUAUUCUCCUUACCCUCCGUACGGGAUUCCCCACCCUCACGUUCAUUCACCUCCGCAGCAGCAUGUAUUCCACCAUUCCGGGCCCCUAUUCCCUUACCCAAACUCUAAUCCUCACCCGCCACCUAGUUUCCAUUCGAACUCUCUUCCGACGUCGUUGAAUUUCGGUUACCCGCACAAUGUCCAGCAACAGGGGAGUCUUCAGAACGUUUCUGAGUCCUAUCAGUACUACCAUCACAGUUCUCCUCCACAUCCUCCCCCAGAACGUAUUCAUUCUCAUCAAGCGAACAAUUCUUUAUCUCCAAAUUCGUCAAUUCACCGGCCUCCGACCCCUUCAACGUCUUCUUCUUCGCAGCUCUACCCGAUCGAGGACGUACUGGCUUCCUGCCACUUGUCUGAUGAUCGUCCUACACCUGGAACUCUUUCUACUUCUACCUCGUUCAGUGGAUUUCAGCAUCAGGAUUUGGGACCAGCACGCCCUGGGAUUUAUGGGUACCCCAAUUAUUCCUUCCCUUCGGCUUCUGAUGCGUCGCAGCAUGGUGUAAGCCAGCAGAUAGUUCCCUACUCGCCUUCAAAAGCUUCUCUCAAAGUGCUUUUGUUGCAUGGCAGCCUUGAUAUCCAUAUCUACGAAGCGAGAAACUUGCCCAACAUGGAUAUGUUCUCGAAGACCCUAAGUGAUCUCUUCGGAAGAAGGGUUUCCAAACUUGCCAAUAAGAUCGACGAGCAUAUGCCUGGCUCCAUAACGAGCGACCCUUACGUUUCUGUUUGUGUAUCAAACGCUGUGGUUGCUAGAACUUAUGUGGUCUCCAAUAAUGAAAACCCAGUUUGGAACCAGCAUUCUCGCGUCCCCGUUGCCCAUCAUGCUGCGGAGGUGCAGUUCAUCGUUAAGGACAGUGACAUGAUUGGUUCUCAGCUCAUCGGAAUCGUUUCGAUUCCGGCGGAGCAGAUCUACUCAGGCGCGAGAGUCGAGGGAUCGUUUCCCAUCCUUGGCCUCAACAAGAAGCCUUGCAAAUCUGGAGCCACUUUGAGAAUCUCGAUUCAGUAUAUACCCAUGGAGGAGCAGACUCUAUACAAUCUUGGAGUUGGUGGGCCAGACCACAAAGGAAUUCCUGGUACAUAUUUCCCUCUGAGGAAGGGUGGAAGGGUGACUCUGUAUCAGGACGCGCACGUACCGGAUGGUUCUCUUCCGGCUUUGAGACUUGAGGGAGAUGCCCACUACCACCAUGGCAAGUGUUGGAGGGACAUCUUCGAAGCGGUAAAGCAGGCUCGUCGGCUGAUCUAUAUUACCGGGUGGUCGGUGUAUCACAUGGUUAGAUUGGUCCGAGAUGCAGAUUACUACUCUGAUACUCUGGGAGAGAUUUUGAGGGCCAAGUCACAGGAAGGUGUCAGAGUUUUGCUUCUAGUGUGGGAUGAUCCUACUUCAAGGCGCAUUUUGGGUUUCCAAACGGAUGGUCUAAUGGCAACCCAUGAUGAGGAGACGAAAAAGUUUUUCAAGCAUUCAUCAGUACGUGUGUUGCUCUGUCCUCGGUCUGCAGGAAAGCGUCACAGUUGGGCCAAACAACAGGAAACGGGGGCCAUCUAUACUCAUCAUCAGAAAUCGGUAGUCUUGGAUGCUGAUGCUGGUAAUGGCAAGAGAAAGAUUAUUGCCUUUGUUGGAGGGCUUGAUUUAUGUGACGGGCGAUAUGAUACUCCAACGCAUUCAUUGUUCAGGACAUUACAAACCACACAUAGAGAAGACUAUCAUAAUCCAACUUUUCCAGCAGAUGUGACAUCUCCACGGGAGCCAUGGCAUGAUUUACACUGCAGACUUGAUGGUCCUGCUGCUUAUGAUGUCUUAACCAAUUUUGAAGAAAGAUGGUCAAAAUCAUCAAAGCCCCAUGGUAUAGAAAAGCUUAAAAGGGCUGAGGAUGAUUCAUUACUUAAUCUUUCAAGGAUACCUGAUAUACUUAAAAUGGCAGAAGCUCCUUGCUUGGAUGAAAAUGACCCAGAGGCAUGGCAUGUACAGAUCUUCCGUUCAAUUGACUCCAAUUCUGUUAAAGGAUUUCCAAAGGACCCAAGACAAGCUAUGAAAUCGAAUUUGACAUGUGGGAAAAAUGUGAUGAUUGAUAUGAGCAUACAUACAGCAUAUGUUGAAGCCAUUCGAGCUGCACAACAUUUCAUUUAUAUUGAGAAUCAGUAUUUCAUUGGGUCCUCAUUCAACUGGUCUGCUCACAAUGAUCUAGGUGCUAAUAACCUAAUACCUAUGGAAAUAGCACUGAAAAUUGCAAAAAAAAUCAAAGCAAAUGAAAGAUUUUCUGCUUAUAUUGUAAUUCCAAUGUGGCCUGAAGGUGUGCCUACUGGGAAUGCUACGCAAAGGAUUCUUUAUUGGCAGCGUCAAACAAUGCAGAUGAUGUAUGAUACCAUUUACAAGGCUCUGGAAGAAGCAAACCUUGACAAGACAUAUCAUCCACGAGAUUACUUGACUUUCUUCUGCCUUGGAAACCGUGAGGUGGAAGAUGGGUGUAGGAUAUUAUCACCAACAGCUGCUCCAGCAAACACCCCUCAAGCACUUGCUCAGAAGAAUGGUCGCUUCAUGAUCUAUGUCCAUUCUAAAGGAAUGAUAGUGGAUGAUGAGUAUGUAAUUUUGGGCUCAGCAAAUAUCAACCAGCGAUCAAUGGAUGGUACAAGAGAUUCAGAGAUUGCAAUGGGUGCUUAUCAACCUCACCAUACUUGGGCAAGAAAAUUUUCUAAUCCACGUGGGCAGAUCUAUGGCUACCGUAUGUCCCUCUGGGCAGAGCACCUUGGCAUACUGGAAGACUGUUUUAGACAUCCAGAGAGUCUGGGAUGUAUCAGAAGGGUCAACCAUAUGGCGGAGUUGAACUGGAAACAGUUUGCGUCCGAUCAGGUGACGGAGAUGAGAGGGCAUCUUAUGAGAUACCCAGUUGAGGUGGACUCCAGAGGCAAGGUGAAGGCUCUUCCUGGCUGUGAAACGUUCCCCGAUUGUGGAGGGACCAUUUUGGGAAGCUUCAUGAUGGUCCAAGAAAACCUUACCGUGUAAGAAAAAUAAAGAGGGAAGUAUAGCACUGUCUUUUGUACUUGCUCAGUUCUCCUUGUAAAUUGUUGUUAUUCAUAACGCAUUAUUUCUUUGAUUCGUUAGUCCAAUGCGUUUGUAAAUGUAUUCCAAUAAUAUCCAAUCAGAAAAAAUGAUUCAUGCCAAA
Messenger RNA from Nymphaea colorata (pocket water lily), 3804 nucleotides. Its product is annotated as phospholipase D gamma 1-like. Gene Ontology annotation, cellular component: plasma membrane. The coding region runs from base 510 to 3644 and encodes 1044 amino acids. The transcript is spliced from 11 exons. Gene Ontology annotation, molecular function: D-type glycerophospholipase activity. The record is from RefSeq and is a predicted model, not a curated record. Gene Ontology annotation, biological process: phospholipid catabolic process. Lineage: Eukaryota; Viridiplantae; Streptophyta; Magnoliopsida; Nymphaeales; Nymphaeaceae.